AUGACGUUCUCGUGUCAAAGUUUCAAAUUCAACGAUGAAGGAAAACGGUUGGAUCCGUCAAGGAUCAGUACCUCGAACAUUAUUACCCCAGCAAAGCCGUCCAAAAUAAGUCGCGAAUCUGCUCGGUCGUCGCUCGGUCUGCUUGAUAAAUUCCCCGCAGAGAUCCUGUUGCUCACUCUCAACCUCCUCGAUUUCCAAUCCUUGUCCCGCCUCUCCCGCGUGUCUCUCAAGGGGAAAGUCGUGGUAGAGAACCUCGCAACAUAUCAAGACGUGAUGAGGCACGCACCGGCGACCUUGGCUGCGUUGGGGAGGACCCGAUUGCUGCAGUACCACCCAGCAACCGCGAUUAGUCAAGCGCUUCGGACAGAGAAAUGUAUGGCCUGCACCGAGUUUGGACACUUUCUGUUUCUUCCAACCUGUGAGAGGGUCUGCUUCCAAUGCCUCGUCAUGAAAGAAUUGCUCAGAGUCACGACCAUUGAGCUCGCCAACGAAGCUUUUCGUCUGACCGACCGCCACCUUGAGCGGAUCCCCAUCAUGCAUAGUGUACCUGGCACGUAUGGUGUCAGGUGGGAUGACAACACGGAAGCUCCGCGAGAGCUGAAGUACCGUCUUGUCAGCAUCAAACAGGCGAGGCAGCUGGCAAUUGAGGUACACGGAUCGAUUUAA
Messenger RNA from Canariomyces notabilis, 666 nucleotides. RefSeq lists its product as uncharacterized. The transcript has a single exon. The coding region runs from base 1 to 666 and encodes 221 amino acids. Gene Ontology annotation, molecular function: protein binding. The record is from RefSeq and is a predicted model, not a curated record. Lineage: Eukaryota; Fungi; Ascomycota; Sordariomycetes; Sordariales; Chaetomiaceae.